AUGGGGAAUUCUCAAGGGAAACCGGUGUCCUACACCGAUGCAGUCAAUCUCAAUCAUUUCCGCCUCCUCCGCGUGGUCGGAAAAGGCGCGUUCGGAAAGGUCCGCAUCGUCGAGAGGAAAGAUACAGGUCUUACAUUUGCCCUCAAGUAUAUCCGCAAGGAAGAAGUGGUACGAUCGGAAAGUGUACGGAAUAUCAUUCGUGAACGGCGGAUGCUCGAGCAUCUGAACCACCCAUUCCUCUGCAAUUUGCGCUAUAGUUUUCAGGAUAUGGAAUACAUCUACAUUGUCGUCGACCUGAUGAACGGAGGCGACCUACGUUUUCACAUUUCGCGAAAGUGUUUCACAGAAGAGGCGGUGCGAUUCUGGAUGGCCGAGCUGGGCUGUGCGUUGAAGUACAUCCAUUCCCAGGGAAUUAUCCAUCGAGAUUUGAAACCGGACAACGUGCUGUUGGACUCCGAGGGCCAUGUUCAUUUGGCAGACUUCAACGUGGCGUCAGAUUUCCGACCGGGCAAGCCGCUCACCAGCAAGUCCGGAACCCUGGCUUAUCUAGCCCCAGAGGUGUACGAAGGAGUCGGUUAUUACAACGAGGUCGAUUGGUGGUCAUUGGGUGUCACUUUCUACGAAUGCAUUUACAGCAAGCGACCAUUCGAAGGACGCAGCCAGGACACCCUCAGCGAGAACAUCAAGAAAGCUCAACCGAAGUAUUAUGUGACCAACCCAGCAGUGUCAGUCGCAUGCCUUCGCGCUCUGGGCUCAUUAAUGGAGAAGGAUCGAAGCAAGCGAAUCGGCGCUACUGGCUUCGAAACCUUCACCAACCACGAUGACAAAACCAAUUUCGAUGCCACCUAUGAUCUGGAGGAGUUACUUCUGGAGGAAGCACCAUUGGAGGCCAGAGCUCGUCGACAAAAGCCGCGUGCGGAGCUACGAGAGGAUGCUACAGCCAAAGAGAUUCGGGAUGAUGAGCUCCAUCGCUUAAUUGAGACCAUGUUUGAGCCGUUUGACUACACGACUGUCAACUACCAAGGAAACGCCGCCGAAGCGAUUGCCGCCUCGUCGAAUCCCGAAGAUAUCCUUCCAAUCACCCAGACGACCUCCCACACCCGCCAAUCGUCACAGCCGGAAUCCCAGUCCAGGAAUUCUCCACCACCUCCACAGGUGCCUCCGAAGAAAGCCCCUCCGAUCAACACCAACGCCGAGAAUCUCGCAGCCCAGGAGGCUACAGCGCAACCGCCCUCACCCUCGAGCCAAACAUCUGGUUCUCCAACGCCUGCUCCGUCCUUCCACCGGCCCUUCCCACCGCCCAACAAUAACAACGGCCCUCGACAACAACAACGCGGCACCCUUCGGAAACCGAGCAAGGGCGGCGGAGUGCAAAUGGUUCUUGAAGAAUCCGGCAGCUGGAGCGAGCUUGCGGACCACAGCUCCACUCUUCCUGCGGAAGGGCUGGACGGUGCUGGAGGCAAGGGCAAGCCCGGAAACAGUGGUAUGCUGUCGUUCUUGAGUCGGAAAAAGGGCCGCGAUCGCAGCCCCAAGCCGACCGAGCCGGGUGUUCUGGGCAAGGAAGGUGCCCGACAAAUCAUCAGCUGA
Molecule: messenger RNA, 1587 nt
Organism: Penicillium lagena
Lineage: Eukaryota; Fungi; Ascomycota; Eurotiomycetes; Eurotiales; Aspergillaceae
Product: serine/threonine-protein kinase
Exons: 8
Coding region: 1-1587 (528 amino acids)
Biological process (GO): intracellular signal transduction; peptidyl-serine phosphorylation
Molecular function (GO): protein serine/threonine kinase activity; ATP binding
Source: RefSeq, a predicted model, not a curated record